GCCAUCAUGGAUAGUGACAGCACGGCGGUAGACUUCUCCGUCGUCAAGAGUCCUCGUGGGGACACCCCACAUCCCCAUACGAAUCUCCUGGCCUCGCCCCAUCCUAUCGACAGUGCCAACCCCCUCUCGAGGGCCAUCUUUGGGUGGGCCAACGCCCUCCUUCGCGAAGGCAACCGACGCCAACUUGGCCCCGAGGACAUGUGGCCCCUCCAAGAAUCCAACAAGGCGGCGCCCUUGGCCUCCAGCUAUGCCUCUGUCUAUGUCAGCCGCGGCAAGAGCAUUCUCCGCACCUUCUUUGCCAUUUAUUGGGUCAAGCUCGUUGCCGUUGGACUCAUGCAGCUGUUCACGGUGGCCUGCGACCUCUACGGACCAGCGUACGUACUCCAAAAAGUGGUCCAGGGUGUGCAGCAGCCGGUAUUCAACCCCACCGCCACGUCGCUGCUCGUGUUGUCGCUCUACGGCAUCCAAGUCGUGAGUGCCUUCGUGAAGGCACACAUGAAGUUCACGAACGAUGUGAUCGGAGUCCAGUUCGGCUCCAGUCUCCGUUCCAUGUUGUUUGAGAAAGCGCUCAAGUUGAAUGCCAAGUCGAGGAAGGAAAAGUCCGCGGGAGACAUCGCCAACUUGUUCUCCACCGACAUUAUCAGUGUUAUGGAGUUUGCCGCCAACAUGAACCUCAUUUGGAUCGUGCCGGUGCAGAUUAGUGUCGUGUUGUACUUGUUGUACUUGCUCGUGGGGUGGUCCAUCUUUGUGGGGCUUGCGGUAGUGCUUGCGAUUCUCGCCGUGAACGCCGUCGUAGCUAUCUUCAUGGGCAAAGAGCAAUACCACAUGUACAAGGCCAAGGACAACCGCAUGAAAGUCGUCAACGAAGUGUUUGGGGCGAUCCAAAUCGUCAAGUUCAACGCGUGGGAGGAGAAGUUCCUGGCCAAGCUCACCGAGUUGCGAGUUGCGCCUCGUGGAAUGCUCGUCACGUUUUUGUUUACCACCCCCGUCUUGGUCACGAUCUCCAUCUUUGCCACGUUUGCUCUGUGGAUGGACCAGACGUUGACAGUCAAGAUUGUGUUUUCGACGCUGGCGUUGUUCAGGUCCAUGCAACAUGCACUCUACAGUUUGCCUGUUGUCAUCACGUCCACCGUGCAGUGCUUUGUGUCUGUCAAGCGCAUCAACGCUGUGCUGCUUAUGGACGAAAUCGACCCGUCCGACGUUCAGACGCCAGCCUCCAAUGCCGCGCUCAAGGCCAAGUACGCCACCGACCGCACGGUGAUGGCCAUUGACCAAGGCUCGUUUGGCUGGCACACGUCGGCUGUGGCAUCGGUCCACAAGGAUAGCGCUACGGACAAGACACCUGUCGCCCCAGAAUCCAGAGCUGACGAUGAGAAGAACGUUUCGUCUGCCCUGUUUGUCGACAUCAAUUUGACGAUUCAGCAAGGCCAAUUCGUUGUCCUCCAUGGCGCCGUGGGCCAAGGCAAGUCGUCACUUUGUGCGGCCCUGCUCGGGGAGAUGCGCAAACUGGCCGGGACGGUGUUCGUGGGCGGCGAAGUGGCGUACUUUGCCCAGCAGUCGUGGAUUCAGAACGCCACCAUCCGCGACAAUAUCCUCUUCGGGAAGCCCUUUGACGCAGCCAAGUACGCCCGCGUCGUGGAAGCAUGCGCGUUGACCAAGGACAUGGCAGGGUUGCCUGCAGGGGACCACACGGAAAUCGGCCAAAAAGGCAUUAACUUGUCGGGGGGACAGAAGGCCCGCAUCAGCUUGGCCCGGGCAUGCUACAGCGACGCCGAUAUUUUCAUUCUGGACUCGCCCUUGUCUGCCGUGGACGCCAUCGUGCAGAACGAGAUUUUCACCAAGUGUUUCCUCGGCCUGCUUCGAUACAAAACCAUCCUCUUGGUCACGCAUAGCCACGACAUCAUCCAGUCUCCCCACGUCCACCGCACGUUCCUCGUCCAAGACGGCACCGUGAUCGAGACCACGCCGCCUCGCAAUCGCGCCAACUCGCCCAAGCCCCCCUCGUCUGUCGCCCCCUUGCGUCCCCCCACGGCCUACUGGGUGGACACUACCGAGGGAACUCUUGUGGUGAACGAAGAGCGAGCCGUAGGUCGCGUGUCCAAGGCCGUCGUGGUCGAGUACAUCCGGGCGAUCGGGGGCUGGCGGUCCAUGGCCGUGAUGGUGUUUCUGACACUGGCUGUCGAAGCCAUCAAGGUCGGCAGCGACAUGUGGCUGUCCCACUGGUCCAACCAAAGCACGGCGCUGUCUCUGGCCGACUUUCGAGCCAACACAAACCACAACAUCCUCAUCUACGGCAUCCUCGUCCUCGCCACGAGUGUGGUGACGUUGAUGCAGAUCGCGUCCGUGCUCAUGUACGGUUUGCGCGGCGCGAAGAAGCUGUUUUCGGACAUGUUGCACAGUCUUCUGGAAGCCCCCAUGUCGUUCUUCGACACCAACCCCAUCGGUCGCGUGCUCAAUCGGUUUGGCGACGACAUUAUUCAAGUGGACACGGCCAUUCCGUUCUCGUCUGCACCGAUGCUUAUUGAAACAGCCGCCGUGAUAGCCAAACUCGUCACGACCAUUGUCAUCACACAAUGGAUGGGACUGCUCGUGCUGCCGCUCAUGGCGGUGUAUGGUUUGUUAGGGUCGUACUUUUUGGCCCCGUUGCGGGAAGUGAACCGCAUCCAAAAGACGACGCGGUCGCCGCUGUUGAGUUUGGUCAGCGAAGGCAUCGACGGCUCCACAACCAUCCGAGCGUUCGGGCCCAAGUACCUCCGUCACUUCAACCGUCUGCACGACAUCCUCCUGGAAGAUUUUGUGGCCGCUCGUUUCGUGGGCCUGACAGCCAACCAGUGGUUUGCGUUGCGUGUCGAGCUGAUCAGUUGCUCGAUCGUGUUUGCCCUUUUGAUGGGCAUCGUGGUCAUGCACGACGCCAUCAGUGCUGGUCUCAUUGCGCUCGUGAUUACGUACGGAUUGAGCAUUCCAGCUAAUUUGGCGGGGCUGGUCAAUAUGUGGGCGCGAAUGGAGACGGCGCUGAUCGCCCCUGAACGACUGAACGAGUACAUCCGGCUGACCAAAGAAGGCGAGCGACAUACGCCGUUGGACGAAGCGUCGACGUCGUGGCCGUCCCAAGGCCAAGUGCAGUUUGACCGCGUGAGCUACCGCUACAAACCCACGGACCCCCUCGUGUUAACAGACGUGAGUUUCACAGUCAAUGGGGGUGAAAAGGUGGGCAUCGUCGGACGGACGGGCGCGGGCAAGUCCAGCCUGAUGAUGUCGCUGUUCCGCAUGAACGACGUCGCGGCCGGCCACAUCCGCAUCGACGGCCUCGACAUCGCCGACGUGGGCCUGCAGAACCUGCGCAGCCACUUGGCCAUCAUCCCCCAGAACCCCGUCCUGUUCAAAGGCACGCUGCGCAACUACUUGGACCCGUUCGACGAGUACGACGACGAUCAGCUGUGGCUUGCGUUGAAAAAGGUGCAGCUGGCCGACCGCAUCAGCUCCGUCGCAUACAAGCUGCUGGGACCCGUGGAAGAAAACGGAGAGAACUUUAGCGUGGGCGAGCGGCAGAUGCUGUGUAUGGCCCGCGCCCUGUUGCGCCAGGCCAAGAUCGUCAUCCUGGACGAAGCCACGGCGUCCAUCGAUCACGACACCGACCAGCUCCUGCAGCAGGUCGUGCGCUCCGAGUUUGCGUCGUCCACGGUGCUCACGAUCGCCCAUCGCCUCGAUACGGUGCUGGACUGCGACCGCAUCCUCGUGUUUGACCAAGGGCAAUUGGUCCAGAACGACACACCUGCGACACUGGUUAAUGCUGGCACGGGCAUUUUCUUUGAACUCGUCACGGAAGGCGGGUAUACCUUGGACAAACAGCUCUAA
Molecule: messenger RNA, 3855 nt
Organism: Aphanomyces astaci
Lineage: Eukaryota; Oomycota; Saprolegniomycetes; Saprolegniales; Verrucalvaceae
Exons: 3
Coding region: 7-3855 (1282 amino acids)
Biological process (GO): transmembrane transport
Cellular component (GO): membrane
Molecular function (GO): ABC-type transporter activity; ATP binding; ATP hydrolysis activity
Source: RefSeq, a predicted model, not a curated record